AUGGCUGCUGUACUCUGUGAGAAUUGUUCUGGCCAGUACCAUACCACGCAGGUCAACCAGCCUCUUGAGUUCAGCAGCAUGUUGCUUCUCAUCAUGUUUGGGAAAGUGCUCCUUGAUUUCUUCAUGUUGCAAGUGAAGCAAAAAGAUGCGAAAGCUAGUUUCAUGGGAUACUUUUGUGUGUCACUGGCACUCCUGGAUUUCACACUGCUGCUGAGUAUAUCCUUCAUUUUCUAUUUUGAGGACUUUGCACUCUGGGGUGUGCGAUUUACAAAGUACCACAUCUGCCUGUUCACUCAGAUAAUUUCUCUUACCUAUGGUACCUUGCAUUACCCAGUGUAUCUUGUGGCCAGCAUGGAUUACUUCAUGACUAUAGCCCAAGCCUCUCGAUCUCCUAGAAGAGCUCACAUAUUACUUUAUGUAUUUGCCGUGGGUUUUAUAUGGAUUUCAGUUUUUUUUUAUAUUCUGAAAGCUCCCACAACUUACGAAGAACUAGAAAUUCAGAACCGUUUUUCUUCUUAUCAGUGUCCCCUCUAUGCCAGCUUGCAGAACUACUCAGUCUCCUGUGCCAUGGUGCUUCUCAUAGGCGUGGCUCUCCUGGCAUGUUGGAAGGAAGUUAUAACCAUGCUGCUGUCCAUCAGAGUGAUUUCCUUCGCCAGUCAGCCCGUUCUGAUGUUCUCUUAUAUGUCUAACAACAGCACUUGCUUUAAGCGGCAGCUUCUGCCCCGACUCCUCAUCUGUUUUCUUGGCACUUGGGCGCCUUUUGUUCUUCUUCAGAUCAUCAUUUUGUUUCUGGGUGCUCAGAUUCCAGCCUACAUAGAGAUGAACGUCCCUUGGCUGUACUUCAUCAACAGCUUUCUCAUCGCCGUCGCAUACUGGUGUUGCUGUCAUGAUGUUGAAUUGACAGAGGAGAUGUGGUCUACAGACCCAUUUGUCAGCUGGAAAUUCUGCUUUAUGCCAUUUAACAAUGAAACCCCAGAGCCAGCUGAUAAGCCAGGCACAGUAAUUGUUAUCUGUUAA
Merops nubicus (carmine bee-eater) is the source of this 1017-nucleotide messenger RNA. It is a transcript of the gene GPR160, whose product is annotated as G protein-coupled receptor 160. The record is from RefSeq and is a predicted model, not a curated record. The transcript has a single exon. NCBI's taxonomy places the organism in Eukaryota, Metazoa, Chordata, Aves, Coraciiformes, Meropidae. Gene Ontology annotation, cellular component: plasma membrane; signaling receptor complex. The coding region runs from base 1 to 1017 and encodes 338 amino acids.